Symbiodinium necroappetens is the source of this 771-nucleotide messenger RNA. The record is from the annotation of a GenBank genome assembly. Lineage: Eukaryota; Dinophyceae; Suessiales; Symbiodiniaceae.
AUGUACCAAUAUCAGGACAUUGAGGAAGAUGGCAGUGGCUCGGACUUCUUGUCAGAGGACAAUCGUGAGCCAAGAAGCCGAACUACAAUAUGGAGAGUUGCUGGAUUGUCAGCCACUCUUUUUCUUGUGGCUGCUGCAUUGCUGACCAUCCCUGCUUCAGCACCACUGAAGGCCAAGAUUGAGGGGGUCAUGUCAAAAAGCGAUGACUGGAUAAUGAGUGGCGUCUUCACGCCCAUGUCGCUCCCUGCAUCAGUUGCCGGUCCCAGCGCAAUUGCGCCAAAAGCGGACCUCAACGACGGCAAUCCCUGCAAUGAUGACGAGGAGAAGUUCGAAGGUAUUUGCUAUAAGAAGUGCUCGAUUCUUACCGAUGGCACACACAACAUCCGGACCACCGCCUUCACCUGUUGUGCAGCAGAGAAGAUUGAGGACUGCGGGUUCAACAACCAGGAGAUGAAGAUGGCCCUUUGCGAUGGCUUUGACGUCGCUGGAGACAUCAAUGGCCAAAAAGGUGCCUGCCCGCACAACAAGGGCAACUGCUAUGCAAACGAGGAGCUCUUUCUUGGACAGUGCUACAAAAAGUGCAGCGAGCUCACUGGAGGUGUAUAUCACAAUCGAAUCUCAUCAUUCUCCUGCUGCAAGAUGGACAGCUACAUGCAGUGCAACCCGUUUGCCUUCGUGGACUCGCAAGUCAAAAGCGAUCCCUCGUUCAAUGUUGGCGGCGAGCCCGGCAGCUCGCCACACUUUCCCAUCAAAGAGCUUGAUGAGGCAUGA